Messenger RNA from Ilex paraguariensis (yerba mate), 316 nucleotides. The record is from the annotation of a GenBank genome assembly. Lineage: Eukaryota; Viridiplantae; Streptophyta; Magnoliopsida; Aquifoliales; Aquifoliaceae.
GAGACCAAUAGAGCCACGACGAGAAUCAGAUGAUCAGAAUCUGGUUUUAGUCGAUUGGGUGUUUUCGUGCUGGAGAAGAGGUGAGAUUCUUCAAGUAAUUGAUCCAAAUUUGGGUACUGAUUACAUUGCAGAUGAAGUGAAGUUGGUGUUGCUUGGCUUGUUGUGCUCUCAAUCAGAGCCUGUAGCUAGGCCGAGUAUGAGGCAAAUUCUACAGUAUUUGGAGGCCUCCAUUCUUCUGCCUGACUUAUCAUCAUUAGGAAUUUCGGCCAUUGGCCUAACGUUUGCAAAUCGUCAGAGCUUUGUGUUGGGAAAAUAG